Messenger RNA from Chiroxiphia lanceolata (lance-tailed manakin), 2655 nucleotides. RefSeq names its product ribonuclease H2 subunit B (gene RNASEH2B). Gene Ontology annotation, cellular component: nucleoplasm; ribonuclease H2 complex. The record is from RefSeq and is a predicted model, not a curated record. The coding region runs from base 51 to 800 and encodes 249 amino acids. Gene Ontology annotation, biological process: ribonucleotide metabolic process; RNA catabolic process. Lineage: Eukaryota; Metazoa; Chordata; Aves; Passeriformes; Pipridae. The transcript is spliced from 10 exons.
CGCCCCGCCCCGCCCGCCAUGUUCCGGCGGGAGCGCGGGGCGUACGGAGCAUGCAGGGCGCAGAGCACUCCGGGCAGUGGGUGCUCAUUGCACCAGAGGCUGCUAUUGACCCCCCUAAGACAUGUGACAGCGAACCCGUGUUUACAAAGCUGCGCAAUCCAAGCACAGGGGAAGCAACCCUUUACUUAUUCAAUAGUGGUGCUCAGCAGCUGUUUGAAGUAAAAGCUUUUCAAGAGGAACAUCGUUCUUGGUUUAUAGGUCAGACUGUUCAACAAGAUGGGCGCUUGCUGUUUGUUACACCAAUGGACCCCUUAUUUCUGAUACUUUACUACCUCAUAAAGGCAGACAAGGAGCAGCAAGGAAAGUUCCAGCCACUUGAUCAAGUUGUGCUAGACCCAGAAUACCCUAGCUGCCCAUUACUGCUGAAGUGUGCGAAUGUUAAACAGUACAUACAGCAUAUAACAGAAGAAAAAGAGAUUGGCAGUCAGAAAUUCCAUAAAUACAGCCAAGAGAAGACACUGAAGUGGUUAAAGAAAAAGGUUAAUCAAACAGUGAAAGCACUUAAAAGCAACAAUAUAUCAGUAGGUGAAAGGGUACUUGCAAGUACAUUUGUCAGCACUAAACAGAUCACAGAUACUAAAGAAGACUACGUACGGUAUGCCCAUGGGUUAAUAUCAGAAUAUAUUCCUGAAGAUCUGAGUAAGGAAUUGUUAAAAUACUUAGGGCUCCCAGAACUCAGAAACCCAGCACCAGAGCCACCAUUGAAGAUGCCUGCAAAAAGACAUGCAAAGAAGAAAUGAAAGGAGCAUAAGGAGACUCACUAAUAUUGUUUUAACUUGCCAUAAUCUCAAAGCUGCUUUUAAAGGCUUUUUUUACGCAUUUUCUGAAAAUAAACACUUGAAAUUAGACAUGCCCCGUUCCAAGAAAAAGCAAAUCUCAGCAGAUUAACAUUGUUAAAUAUGCAGUGUGUUAAACAUACACUGCUUCAAAUUUUAUAGCUUAUACACUAUUGGUCUAUCGGGCCCUUCCAGGAAAGCACUUAUGAGCAUGCCUAAUGUUAAGCACAUGAGCAGUGAUACUGAAGUCAGCACUGUUGUUCGUGUAGAUAAGUGCUUUGCUGGAUCAGCGCCUAAAGUCUUGUUAGGUGCUGAGCAUCCUGAUCCAUAUCCAGAAAAGCACUUACAUGCACCCUUAUCUUGCAGUGGAAGAGCCAGUCUAAUUUUUGUGCAUUAGUGUUCACCAUAAAAUCUCUCUUGGCACAAUGACUCAUAUGCUUAAAAUUAAGCACCUACCUAAGUAUUUUGCAAGGUCAGACCAACAGCAUCCUUGAGCAACUCUUAAAUACUUGAUUUUUUAUGAAUUUUCCUUUUUUUUUUUUACUCAUUUUUAAUAGAAUAUAUUAUUUUAGUGGACAUAAUCACAAGUUUUAGAAGCUGUAUAGCAAAAUAUGUUGUAUGCAUUUUCCUUCUUGCUUUGUCAGAAUCUAUCCAAAUUUAGCGAAGUGGCCUUUUUGGACUAGAAGUCCAAUUUUCCAAUAUAGAAUCAACCAAAAUGAAAAAAAAUGUGAACUCUAUUUUUUUAGGACAUUUGCAUUUUUUGAAAUAACUUCACUGAGUUUGAUUUACAUGAUUUUAUCCAAAGAAGGUGUCGCCUAGCUCGAGUCGUGCAGACAGUCUGACUUUUAAAUGCUAAAGCUUCAGGUACGUUGUGUGUUCAGAAAGGCAGAUGGAGAAGCUGUAUUUUUUAUUUUACUUGUUUUAUUCUAAGGAUUGAAACCUUAUAAAUAUGUAUAAAGUAACAUGUACAUUUUGUAUUGGGAACUAAACCAAAAUCUGUAUAAUCCUUCAGGUAAAAAAAAAAGAUGUAAUUAUAAUUUUUUUUAUUUAUGUAAGAGACACUUUCUGUGGAGUGAGCUUCAACCAAAAUGUCAACCUGGGUCUACGUAAGACGUGCAGAAAAUGGAUGCUAAUGAGAUCCUUAAGUGAUCUGCGUCAGAUGCAGUCUGAUGGUUUUAACUUAAAUACCUGUUUAUCAAACUACCAUUAAUAUCUAAGUCUUUACUAGAAAACUUCUUAAAAUUAAUAAUUGACAGGAUUUUGAAGAUAGUGACUGUGUACUUCUGUAAAUUCUAACUGUGACCCCAGUUCACAGACACCAAGAGCAAAUGACCAAGAUGUUCUGUGAAGCAUUCUAGAUAAGAAGGAAAUAUUUUACAUCCACUCUGGCAAGUUCUGCCUAACUUCAAGUAAAGGAGAGCUCCAAGGAGAGUUUAUUAUGACAUUGCUGAAAACUAAAUUCUAAGAGGCAAUAGCUUAUUCAAAUUUCUUUUCAACUGAUUCUGAUCAACUGUUUCAGAAUAUGAAAAGCCUGAACUUUUAACUAUAUAAAAAUCCUAUAAGAAAGGAAAGGUAAUCCGAAUGCCUAUUUUACAAAUUUGCACUGAAUUAUUUUUGUUACUAUUAUGCUUGUCUGGUUAAGCAAUGUGCACUUUCACUUUUCGAGGAAAAAAUAUUUAUUUUAACAUCAUUUUCUAGGCAGUAUGGCAAGAAUAUUAUAUGGGUCCAAGAUGAAAUUUCUAUUUUUCUAGCUUACAUUGAAAAAUGCUUGAUAUGUGAAUAAGAUGAUGUAUUUCAGUAAAAUGUGGUUCUAUUUUUU